This is a messenger RNA of Gigantopelta aegis, 723 nucleotides long. Its product is annotated as chymotrypsin-1-like. Bases 1 to 723 code for a protein of 240 amino acids. The record is from RefSeq and is a predicted model, not a curated record. The transcript is spliced from 5 exons. Gene Ontology annotation, molecular function: serine-type endopeptidase activity. Gene Ontology annotation, biological process: proteolysis. Lineage: Eukaryota; Metazoa; Mollusca; Gastropoda; Neomphalida; Peltospiridae.
AUGGCAGAACGUGAAUUGCUCGUCGUGUUGGUAGCAGAACGUGAGUUGUUCGUCGUGUUGAUGGCAGAACGUGAGUUGCUCAUCUUGUUGAUGGCAGAAUGUGAUGUGAUGGAAGGAGGUGAGUUACUCACUAUGUCGAUGAAGGUGAGGUGUUGGAAGGAGGUGAGUUACUAUGUUGAUGAAGGUGAGGUGGUGGAAGGAGGUGAGUUACUCACUAUGUCGAUGAAGGUCAAGUUUACGGGCGUGCGACUUGAAAAGCACGAAGGAUUUACGAUGGGAACUCAAUCAUCGAGAAAUGAUAUAGCCAUUGGGACUCUUCAGAUUCCUCUUGAUCUGUCCAAUCCGCUGAUAAGUGCAGUAACCUUAGCAACAGGUCCAGAAGACUUCGCGGACAAAUCGUGCACCUUCACUGGUUGGGGUAGCACCAACUCAACAAUGACGUAUCCAACAGCCCUACGACAAGCUGACUUGACCAUUUUAUCUAACGACGUCUGCAGAACCAACUACACUUCUCUCGAUAUACAGGACGGCCAUCUUUGCACGCAGAAUGAGGACAAGACCAUUUGUUUUGGGGACUUAGGAGGUCCGAUUGUCUGUGACGGUGUGUUGGCUGGCCUAUCUUCGUUCGGGAUUCUGUUCAAUGACAAAUGCAGUUCCGCCUACCCGUCAGUGUUCACCAGAAUCAGCUUCUACCAAGACUGGGUCACGAACCAGCCAUUUUGA